AUGAGUACGAGUCAUUCAAGGCCAAGCUUGUCGACCAACGCUUCGAUCCUAAGCACUUCGCGGACCCCCUGCUUCCUAGGAAAGCUCCUGAUGUCAGGAACAAUCCCAAAUGUUCUAGCCCGGAGGUGGAGAGGAAGUUUGACCAGAUCAUCGCAGAGCACAAGGCAUGACGAUAACCCCAUUGUACAAGCAUUUGUUGAGAAUUCCAUCCAUGGUAUCAAGUUUCGCCGGAACCCUGCGCCACUGAGAUAUCCCUUACCCAAUGAUAGACACAGAUUUGGAUGUAUCUAA
Colletotrichum truncatum is the source of this 291-nucleotide messenger RNA. RefSeq lists its product as uncharacterized. Lineage: Eukaryota; Fungi; Ascomycota; Sordariomycetes; Glomerellales; Glomerellaceae. The record is from RefSeq and is a predicted model, not a curated record.